AAUUAAUUCAGAAAAUACCUUUGGCACGAAAGGAAUUUUAGGACAUAAAGUAGACUAACGAACCAUGAUUACAUCAAAUUAAUCAUUUUCUUCAAGAGUAGAAUGCAAGUUUAGUUUCGUAUUCUUCACAUGCAUGAGAUCGCUAUAAACACAUCUCAAGAGCUUCAAGGAAGAAGCAGAAACAGUGCUUUCAAACACGUACAUGCAUGGAAUUUGAAACAGACCAUCAGUGGGUGGUUCAAAUAAACGAGAAGCUCAAGAACCAUGAAUCUUCAUCAAUGGAGAUUCAGAAAUGGAAGAAGCACUGCAUAUACGAAACACCACCCAGUGUUGCAGACCUGAACAAGAAGGCAUACAAUCCCCUGACGGUGUCGUUUGGUCCGUACCACCACAUGAAGAAGCAUCUGCUAGCCAUGGAAGAGCACAAGCAUAGAGCUCUGGUUCACUUUCUGAGGAGGUGUAAUGGGAAGCCAUUGGAGUUGCUGAUACAAAGCAUGGCAGAAGUGGAAGAGGACUUGAGGGACUGUUACAAGCCACUUGAUGAUCAAUGGAAGAGCAAGAACGAGAAUAAUCAUAGUUUCUUGAGGAUGAUGAUUCUUGACGGGUGUUUCAUGCUUGAAGUUCUGAGAUUUGCAGCUUGUUAUCAUGCUGCUGGUGAUUAUGCAGAUAAUGAUCCUAUUUUCAGUUGCCAUGGAAGACUGUAUGUCACACCUUAUAUCAAACGUGAUAUGCUUAUGCUUGAGAAUCAGAUCCCCAUGAUGGUUCUUGACAAACUGGUUGAAUUUGAGGGAAACAAAAACCAGGAUCCAGAGUUCUUGAACAAGCUCAUCCUCAAGUUCUUUUGCCCUGACACUCCAAUCUUCAAAAGCUUCGGCAAAUGCUUACACAUCUUAGAUCUCUACAGAAAAUCCCUCUUUCAACAUGAACCAACACACCCCACAAUCAUUCCCAAUCAAUCCAAAUCAAACAAACACCAAGAAGACGAAAUCAUCAUUCCCUCCGCAAGAGAGCUUCUAGACGCUGGCAUCACCUUCAAGCCAAGCGAAAGCCACAGUUUCAAAGAUGUCUCCUUCAAUGGCGGAAUCCUCAGAAUUCCUUCAAUCAUCGUCGACGACUGCACCGAGACCAUGUUGUUGAACCUCAUAGCAUUUGAACGCAUGCAUGUUGGAGCAGGCAACGAGGUUUCUUCGUUCGUGUUCUUCAUGGAUAACAUCAUCGAUAACCAUGUUGAUGUUGUGAUUUUGGAACAGAAAGGGAUUGUACAGAAUGCUCUUGGAAGUGACAAAGCCGUGGCGAAGCUUUUUAAUUCACUAUCUAGAGAUCUUGCUGUGGAUCGUGGAGGAAGCUUGGAGAUAGUGCAAGUGAGUGUGUGUAGAUAUUGCAAGAAGCCAUGGAACAAGUGGAGAGCUAAUCUCAUUGAAACUUACUUCAGGAAUCCAUGGGCGAUCGUGUCUUUUGUUGCAGCCAUAUUUCUGUUUGGGUUGACUAUCGUUCAGACUGUGUAUACAAUUCUUCAAUUGUAUCAUAAUACUUAAAUUGGAGUUUUGAAUUUUUGUGGUGAUUACACAGAGUUGAAACGAGAAGAUGUGUCAUAAUUGUUACCGCAUGCAACUUCUGGAACUCUUUUUGUCCAGAAGAAGAAUAACAAUAAUAGUUCUUCUUUCUAUGAUUUGGUAUCAUUAUUUUUUUUAC
Messenger RNA from Prosopis cineraria, 1692 nucleotides. Its product is annotated as UPF0481 protein At3g47200-like. NCBI's taxonomy places the organism in Eukaryota, Viridiplantae, Streptophyta, Magnoliopsida, Fabales, Fabaceae. The coding region runs from base 207 to 1535 and encodes 442 amino acids. The transcript is spliced from 2 exons. The record is from RefSeq and is a predicted model, not a curated record.